GACAUACUCCAUGGAUAUGUACUUAGCACUCUUGUAUGUGGUCAGUUUUUGACACCUGUGAGGUUUUCGCUUUAUAUCUAUUCAUCAGUUAUGAAAAUCUGAAGAAUUCUUUUGCUUUGAGAGUGACACUGGAUUAAAAAUUCAUGUUGUAUAUGUAUGUUUUAGAUGUUAAACAAAAACUUCGUAAUUUUUGUUAUUAAUUUACCUUUCAACAAGAAUAUUUGGAUAUUAAAAAUUUGUCAAAGAUAUAUAUGCCUCUAAGCAUACACCAAGAAAAGGCAUGCUUUAAAAUUAUUAAGUAUCCCUUCAUCUUGCGUUUUGAAAUUAAGUGCUGAUACUGUUUUUGGAGUAAAAUUAAUAUGCUAUUUUGUACCUAGAAGGAAGUGUGGUUAUGGAGUCAGAAAUAACGAAAAAUGGCGGACGAGAAUUCCAGAUCUAAUCCUGUAUCUAGUCUCCUUGGGUACAAAUCCUUAGAUGAUAAUCAACAAAAUGAAAUACGAGAGCAGCAUAUUAACCCAGCAUUUGAAGAUAAUGAAAUUCCUUAUAUUCCUUCAUUAAAUGGGAAUUCCCUUGCUUAUUCCUUAGAAAUACCAAAUCCUAGGAUGAACAAGUGUACCGAGAAUGGUGCUUAUAUUGAAAGUUACUUAUCACCACCUAUUCCACCAUAUUUUGAUGGCCAUGCAAAGGAGUCUAAUAUUUCUAUAAUGAGUAAUCAGUUUACUAAUGAUUUAGGGUUAAAGGGUAUCCCUAAAUUGCCUAAUGGAUUACAUGAAGAGGAUUCAGGGUCAACAAAGGAGAAAAAAGAAAAAGAUUCCGAUGAUGAUUCUGUAACUCCUACCAGUUUUUUAACUUUGUUUAGGUAUUCAAGUAGUAUUGACAAAAUUUUAAUAUUUUUUGGCUGUGUGAUUGCCAUGCUUUCCGGGGCUGCUCUGCCAACUAUAAUGGUUCUGUUUGGCAAUAUCCUAGAUGCUUUUGUUGACCAUCAUAGAAUGCAAAAGAAUCUGACGUCUUUUGAUCCUACAGAUUCUAAUCUUAUCAGUAAAGAAGAUUUUCUUUCUCAAGUUGCCAACAUGUGCUUGUAUAUAACAAUUAUAGGUUGUAUUGUUUUCUGUUUCAACUACCUUAUGGUUAGUUUCUUCAGUAUGGCUGCAGCUAAUCAAGCUUUUAAAAUCCGCUGUAUGUUUAUGAAAUCUGUUCUAAGACAAGAUAUUGGCUGGUUUGAUACCCAUCAAACUGGUGAUUUUGCUAGUCGUUUAACUGGUGAUCUAAGUCGGAUUCAAGAUGGCAUUGGUGAAAAAGUUGGUAUGUGCAUUAGCUUCUUAUGUACAACUAUCUUUUGUGUUUGUACUGCUUUAUACUAUGGAUGGAAGCUGACACUUGUUUGCUUAUGUAUCAUGCCUAUUUUAUCCAUUGCUAUGGGAAUUAUUUCAAAGAUUCAAGCAGCUGUCUCUGGUGAUGAACUUCAAGCAUAUGGGGCUGCUGGAGCAGUUGCUGAGGAAGUUUUAUCAUCAAUUCGCACUGUCGCUGCUUUUGGUGGAGAAAAGAAAGAAAUUGAAAGGUAUAACAACUGCCUAAUUCCUGCCAGCAAAAAGGGUAUCAAGCGAGGGCUCCUCACAAGUAUUGGUGCUGGUCUUAUUUGGUUCUGUAUUUAUGCUGGUUAUGCAUUAGCUUUUUGGUAUGGUGUAAAACUUAUUGUUGAUGGAAAAGAUCAAGAAGUUCCAGAGUACAAACCAAGCACUCUAGUUAUUGUUUUUUUCAAUGUCAUGCUUGGAGCCAUGGGUGUUGGACAAACUGCUCCAUAUUUUGAAGCAUUUGCCCUUGCUCGAGGAGCAGCUAGUAAAGUUUUUUCAAUUAUUGAAAGAAAACCACCAAUAGACAGCAGCUCUGAAAGUGGUAAAGUACUUCAGUAUCUUGAAGGAAAUAUUACUUUAAAAGAUGUACAUUUUAAUUAUCCAGCCCGUCCAGAUGUUCCUAUUUUAAGAGGUUUUUCCUUAAAAAUCAAGUCUGGUGAAACUGUUGCAUUAGUAGGACCAAGUGGUUGUGGAAAGAGUACUAUUGUACAACUUAUUCAAAGGUUUUAUGAUGCAGAUAGAGGAAGUGUGGAAAUUGAUGGUGUUGAUGUACGGGAUUUAAAUGUUGGAUGGCUUAGAGAUAAUAUAGGCCUUGUUGGUCAAGAGCCAGUUUUGUUUUCAACUACUAUUGCCGAAAACAUUUGUUAUGGAAAGUCAGGAGCUACUCAAGAAGAUGUGGAGAAAGCUGCCAAACUUGCUAAUGUUCACAGUUUCAUUGAUGCAUUACCUUUGAAAUAUAAUACUCUUGUUGGUGAACGUGGAACUCAGUUAAGUGGUGGCCAAAAGCAAAGAAUUGCUAUUGCAAGAGCUUUAAUAAAAAAUCCGAAGAUUCUACUUUUAGAUGAAGCAACAUCAGCUUUAGACACUGAAAGUGAAGCGAUAGUACAAUCAGCUCUUGAUCAGGCAAGGCAAGGUCGAACAACUAUCAUAGUUGCCCAUCGAUUGUCUACUAUUCGAACUGCUGACAAAAUCAUUGCAUUAUCAAAUGGGGUAAUUGCUGAAGUGGGGACUCAUGAUGAACUUAUGGAAAAGAAAGGGGUUUAUUAUGAACUAGUCAUGACUCAGACUAAAAGUGCUGAAGAAGAGGAGGAUGAAGAGGAAGAUGAUAUUUUAGAUGAAGAUUUACCAAUGCUUGAACGUCAAAUGAGUAUUCUCAGCUCUGCGUCUUACAAUUCAGAGGAUACUCUUCCACGAAAUGCUAGACGUACAUUUUCAGCUGCCAGUCAUCGAAGUAAAAAAGCUGCUAUGGAGGAGGAGGAAGAAGAUGAAAAAGCAGCUCCAUCUCAGACUCGGCUUAUUAAAAUGUGUGCUCCUGAAUGGCCAUACAUAUUAGUUGGUUCAAUAGCUGCAUUAAUUAUGGGAAUUUUCACACCUGUUUAUGGCAUAGUUUUUGGUGAUAUACUUGGAAUUCUGGCAGAACAAAGUGAAACCAUUCUGAAUGAUAUAUCUUAUUAUUCUCUCGUAUUUCUUGCCAUGGCAGUAUCUGCUGGGAUUGCUUGUUUUCUACAAACAUUCAUGUUUUCUGUAGCUGGAGAAAAAUUGACAUCAAGGUUAAGAAAGAUGGUUUUCACUACAAUUAUUAGUCAAGAUAUAUCCUGGUUUGAUGAUCCAAAAAAUGGAGUGGGAUCACUGUGCACUCGUUUAACAUCUGAUGCUUCAAGUGUUCAAGGGGCCACUGGAUCUCGUAUAUCAACUGCUCUUCAAGCUCUAUCAACCCUUAUUGCAGCUAUUGUUAUUGGUCUUUGGUUCAACUAUAAAAUAGGAAUUGUUGUCUUAUGUUUUGUUCCAUUGGUUUUAUUGGCAACUUAUUUUGAAAGCCGUGUUAUCAGUGGCCACAUGUUAAGUGAAAAGUCUGGCACUGAGCAAGCUUCAAAGGUAGCUAUUGAGGCUAUUGACAGCAUAAGGACAGUUGCCUCACUGCAUAAGGAAGAGGCAUUUUAUAUUCAGUUUAGGAAUGCACUAUUUGGGCCACACAAAAAAUCUAGGAAAAAUUCUCAAAUCAGAGGUGUAACAUUUGGAUUUGCUCAAAGUAUACCAUCCUUUGCUUAUGCUUGUUCAAUGUAUUAUGGAAGUGUUCUAGUUGCAGAGGGAGAACUAUCUUAUCCAGAUCUCUUUAAGGUUAUUGAAGCGGUUAUUUUGGGUACGGCUAUGGUUGGUCAAGCAGUAGCCUUUGCACCUGAUUAUCAAAAAGCAAAAGUUGCUGCUGUGCGUAUAUUCAAACUUUUAGAUAUAAAGCCAAGCAUUGACAUAUUUUCUACCGCUGGUCGGGUUUUGGAUGAUGUAAAAGGAUAUAUACGUUUCAAAAAUGUGCGCUUUAACUAUCCAAGUAGACCCAGAGUAAAAAUUUUAAGAGGAUUGAAUCUUGAAAUUGAGCCUGGACAAACUGUUGCAUUGGUUGGUAGUAGUGGCUGUGGGAAAAGUACUUGUAUUCAGUUACUGGAGCGCUUCUAUGAUGCUCAGCAGGGUGAUGUGAUGUUAGAUGAUGCUUGUGUUAAAGACAUGAACAUUUCAAAUCUAAGGUCGCAUAUUGGUCUUGUUUCUCAAGAACCUGUUCUGUUCAGUUGUAGUCUUGCUGAAAAUAUUGCAUAUGGGGACAACUCCAGAAAAGUUGAAAUGCAUGAAAUAAUUGCUGCUGCUCGACAGGCUAAUAUUCAUAACUUUAUUGCUUCUUUACCUCAGGGCUAUGAUACUCCAGUUGGUGACAAAGGUGCUCAACUAAGCGGAGGCCAAAAGCAGCGAAUUGCAAUUGCACGUGCAUUGUUGCGUAAUCCAAAAAUACUGUUAUUAGAUGAAGCAACCUCAGCUUUGGAUGCGGAAAGUGAAAAGGUUGUCCAAGAAGCUUUAGAUAAAGCCAGUAGUGGACGAACAUGUCUUGUCAUUGCCCACAGACUUUCUACAAUUCAGAAUGCUGAUACAAUAAUAGUUAUCAGUCGAGGACGUGUUGUUGAAAAAGGAACUCAUCAGGAAUUAUUAAACAAAAAGGGACUUUAUUAUAAUUUGCAUAAUACGCAAGCAGGAACUCGAUAGUGAUAUGAUAUGACUGUUUGUAUCAUAAUGUACAAAAAUUUCAUCUGUUUUUCAUAAUCCAUUUUAUGUUUUUUUUUUGUACAUAAUUAUUAUUUAUAAAUCUUUAUGUGAGAUUUAAGCUAAUUGAGCCAAAAAUAUUUUUGCAAAAUGCAGAAAUAGGCAGCCAUAGACAAUGUACUUAUUCCUUUAAUCAUUAAGAAUUUAUUUGCAUUUAUUUGUUUUGUCUCUUGGUGUUAAGAAUGUGUUUUGUAGCAGAUAUAUGUAUUUACUAUGAUACUAUGAUAAACUUGAUCUUUAGCUAAUUCAAGCAGUACUAUAAAUUGUGCUUCAAACUAUAAAACUUACCAAUGAAUUGUUUUCUUAACUUGUUGAUUCGUAUUUUUUAUAUUUCUUAAUGUUAUAGUUUUAUUUAUGACAUCAUUAAAGAUUUGAAUACUUCAUAAUCCAAAAUGCUUAUUGAAGUAUAUUUGACUUUUCUAUUAAUACUAUAAUAGAAUAUUUGAAAACUAUUUUUCUUGUAGAAUUUAUUUUUAAAUCAUAGUAAAGAUUUGUGUGAAUGUGCCUUGCUUAGUAUUUUCUAUUUCAGACAAUGCUAUGAAACUUGUUUUUUUAAGUAGUAUGAGUGAAAUUAAUCUUGUGAAAUUAAGACUGCGCAAUUUUUAUUUGUGUAUGUAAAUACAUUUUGCUGUAAAGCAAUUGCUUGAGUUUUAUGUGUGAUAUAAUAUUUAAUCAAAUAUGCAAGCUUUAUGUUUAUGUGUAUUCAUAUCAUUUGUUUGUAUUAUUGUUUUUAUUUAUAUUUUUCUUUAAAUAGAUGAUGAUACUUAAAGCUGUAUCAUGAAUAUUUUAACUAUUACUAGCAGAACUACUAGUUCUUUACUCAAUGAUUGUUAAAUUACAGUGUUGAUAUGUGAAUGAAAUGCUGUGAUAAUUUUGUAGCUUAAAUACUUAGUUGUAUUUGCUUUUUUAUGUUUAAAAAAAAAUUCUGUUCUCUCUCUCUUCCUUUUUUUUUUUUUUUUUUUUAAUAAUUCAAUAAAGGCAGAAUAGUGCUUUUUAUGAUGUAAGUGGCAAAUAAAUAUUUUGAAUUUGAGCUGAAUAUUUUUGUAUCUUUUUCCAGUCCUUGUUUUAAUUUUUUCAGGUUUGCUUUCUAUGAAAAUUAGCAACGUUUUUAAUUUUUUUAAAUUUCAAUAGAAUCAGGUUUAAAAGUUAUUUUUAUACAAUAUUUUUUAAUGAAGCCAAUUCUAUAAAUUUCCCUCAAUCUUUAUUUAAUAUAUUACAAACUUUUGUUUUUAGCAGUUGUCACAAUGUUAUCUUCUCUUAUUUAGCUAAAACUUGGUUACAAAUGACAUUUCUGUUAUGCUUGGGAAAUAAGCAAAAAUUCAUGU
Messenger RNA from Stegodyphus dumicola, 5980 nucleotides. Its product is annotated as ATP-dependent translocase ABCB1-like. Gene Ontology annotation, cellular component: mitochondrial inner membrane. Gene Ontology annotation, biological process: oligopeptide export from mitochondrion. Gene Ontology annotation, molecular function: ATP binding; ABC-type oligopeptide transporter activity; ATP hydrolysis activity. Lineage: Eukaryota; Metazoa; Arthropoda; Arachnida; Araneae; Eresidae. The record is from RefSeq and is a predicted model, not a curated record.